Molecule: messenger RNA, 1408 nt
Organism: Neurospora tetraspora
Lineage: Eukaryota; Fungi; Ascomycota; Sordariomycetes; Sordariales; Sordariaceae
Exons: 2
Coding region: 242-1408 (388 amino acids)
Molecular function (GO): NAD binding
Source: RefSeq, a predicted model, not a curated record
CGAACCGCAUAAAACCCGGUAGAAUGACGCGAGAUAGCGCUAGACUAACCCCACAUCGCACUACCGGGAUGGGGGAACCGACGCCGAUGUCGCCGGAGAGUCUUCCGUCUUGAAGAUUGGUAAUCAUUUUCCAUUUCCGUCUCAAACGAAGACAUCCCAUCCCGUCUCCGAUUCAACAUCACACUGCCAAAAGCACCACGGACAUUAACACCCACACCAACACCACAGCAACACCGUCACAAUGACGCUCCUCAAAUUCUCUUCCCUCGAGGACGAAAGUAAACAGAACCCAACUCUCAAAGGCCACAAACUCGUCAUCCUCACGCCCUCGGCCCCAACACCAGGCUACAUCGAUACUCUCCAGAAACAGUUUCCCGACUUGAUCAUCGAAUACCACAAGUCCGAAUGGACCCAAGCCGAGUCGCCGUUUCCCAUCAAACAGUGGAAAGAUGUCACUAUCGCCUUGACCUUGACCUACCUCCCGCAACCAAAGGAUGCGCCGAAGCUGCACUAUGUUCAGCUGAACAGUGCUGGAGCGAACCAUAUUCUGGAUCAUCCGCUGUUUAGGGAUACGGAGGUGGAGUUUUGUUCUGCUAAUGGGGUUCAUGGGCUUUUCAGCCCCCAAAUCUCCGAAUGGAUCCUCCUCACCUACCUCGCCUUCAACCACCGACUCCCCCACUACCUCGACCUCCAACGCCAGGCCCACUGGUCCCGCGGCAACGUCGACUCCAUCGAAGACGCCACCGCCAAAACCGUCGGCAUUUUGGGCUACGGCGCCAUCGGCCGCCAGACUGCUCGCCUCGCUGUCGCCAUGGGCAUGAAAGUCCACGCUUACACUUUGCACCCGCGGCCCACGCCCGAGUCGAGGAAGGAUAGAAGCUGGGCGCCCGCGGGGAUGGGUGAUCCCGAUGGGGAGUUUCCUAGCAAGUGGUUCAGUGGUGCUAGCAAGGAGGAUUUGCACACGUUCUUGGGGAGCGGGUUGGACCUGCUGGUUGUGUCGACACCACUUACCCCUGGCACCAAACACUUGCUAGGGAAGGAGGAGUUCCAGAUCUUGUACAACUCCUCCCCUUCCAUCAACUUCGUCGACGAGACUGGUCACAGCGAAACGUGCGGGCGGACCUUUGUGUCGAACGUUGCGCGCGGACCGGUGAUUAACACAGACGACCUGAUCGAGGCGUUGGAAACGGGGUUGAUUAGGGGAGCGGCGCUUGAUGUCACGGACCCCGAGCCACUGCCGGAUGGACAUAAGCUUUGGAGCACGAGGAAUGUGAUUCUCACGCCGCAUGUUAGUGGGGCUAGUACGAGGUAUAAUGAGCGCGUGCUGGCGAUACUGGAGGAGAAUCUCGGGAGGUUCGGGAGGGGGGAGCGGUUGGUUAAUGAGGUGUCUAAGAGGGAGGGGUAUUGA